AUGCACUCACCUCCUAGAGGACAUCCCGCCAUCAUGCUCUGGAAACUGGUGGAAAAUGUGAAAUAUGAAGACAUCUACGAGGACCGGCACGAUGGAGUCCCCAGCCACAGUUCCCGGCUGUCCCAGCUGGGCUCGGUCUCUCAAGGCCCCUACUCCAGCGCCCCUCCGCUCUCUCACACCCCCUCCUCGGACUUCCAGCCGCCCUACUUCCCGCCGCCCUACCAGCCUCUUCCUUACCACCAGAGCCAGGACCCCUACUCCCACGUCAAUGACCCCUACGCCCUGAACCCGCUGCACCAGCCCCAGCAGCACCCCUGGGGGCAGCGGCAGCGGCAAGAGGUGGGCUCCGAGGCCGGCUCGCUGCUGCCCCAGCCGCGGGCUUCUUUGCCGCAGCUCUCGGGCCUCGACCCGCGGCGGGACUACCACUCCGUCCGGCGGCCAGACGUCCUUCUCCAUUCGGCUCACCACGGCCUGGACUCCGGCAUGGGCGACGCGCUUUCUCUCCACGGCAUCGGGCACCCUGGCAUGGAGGAUGUGCAGGCAGUAGAAGAUGCUAAUAACAGCGGCAUGAACUUGCUGGACCAGUCAGUCAUCAAAAAAGUUCCAGUUCCUCCAAAAUCUGUUACUUCCCUGAUGAUGAACAAAGAUGGCUUCCUUGGUGGUGUGUCUGUGAACACAGGCGAAGUGUUUUGUUCAGUACCUGGGAGACUCUCCUUGCUCAGUUCGACGUCCAAAUACAAAGUCACUGUUGGAGAAGUUCAACGGCGCCUUUCACCUCCAGAGUGCUUAAAUGCUUCUCUCCUUGGAGGAGUCCUUAGAAGAGCCAAAUCGAAAAAUGGGGGGCGAUCGUUGCGAGAGCGGCUAGAAAAAAUCGGUUUGAAUUUACCAGCCGGCAGGCGCAAAGCGGCAAAUGUCACUUUACUCACCUCCCUGGUGGAAGGAGAAGCUGUACACUUAGCUCGAGAUUUUGGAUACAUCUGUGAAACUGAGUUCCCGGCCAAAGCUGUUUCUGAAUAUCUGAAUAGACAGCACACAGACCCUACUGAUCUCCACUCCCGAAAGAAUAUGCUGCUUGCCACAAAGCAAGUUUGUAAAGAAUUUACCGAUCUUUUGGCCCAAGACCGGACACCCAUUGGCAAUAGCCGACCAAGCCCCAUCUUGGAGCCAGGGAUCCAGAGCUGCUUGACUCACUUCAGUCUCAUCACUCACGGCUUUGGGUCCCCGGCCAUCUGUGCUGCCCUGACUGCUCUCCAGAAUUACCUGACGGAAGCUCUCAAAGGCAUGGACAAGAUGUUCUUGAACAACAACUCUGCUAACAGGCACACUUCUGGGGAAGGACCAGCUUUGCCCGCUUGGCUUAUGAGCUUCUUCAAAGAGGACUAGAGCUCCGUACACAUUUCAUCAGAUUUUUCCCUAUCUCUUUUUUAACAAAAAACCAA
Molecule: messenger RNA, 1439 nt
Organism: Python bivittatus (Burmese python)
Lineage: Eukaryota; Metazoa; Chordata; Lepidosauria; Squamata; Pythonidae
Source: RefSeq, a predicted model, not a curated record